AUGCUCCCAACUCGCACGCUUGCUGCGGCGAGCAGGGCUGCGGCGACGAGGGGCGUCGGCACCAGUAGCAACCGCGUCCUGACUCUCAGCUCCAGGCCGCCCUCUUCACUAGCUUCGACAUCUUCUCCGCCUCUGUCCACCAUCUACGGCGGCCGCAUGUCCAGCCGGAGGCAGCGUGGCUUCGACCUCAACGCAGCAUCUGGACCACGAGUCCGCAGCCUGCACUGCACUGCCGCCCUCUCCGCGGCCUCCGCCGCACCACCACCACCACCGGACCCGGAAAAGGUGCCCACCACGCAGCUGCGCAACAUCUCGAUCAUUGCUCACAUCGACGCCGGCAAAACGACCCUGACAGAGCGGCUGCUCCACCUCACCAAUGCACUAUCGCCUCCGGUGCCUGGAUCGACAAAAUCGAGCAUCAGCGGGACGCCCGGCGAUGUCGACAGCGGCAGCACCGUCACCGACUUUCUCGAGCAGGAGCGACAGCGUGGUAUCACGAUCCAGUCGGCCGCCGUGGGUCCCGUAUGGUGGUCACCCUCGACCGUGACCAAGCCCAAGACGAGCGACCAGGUCGGCAUCACCCUCGUCGACACGCCCGGUCACAUCGACUUUGGCAUCGAGGUGGAGCGCGCCCUCCGCGUCGUCGACGGCGCCGUCGUGGUGCUCGACGGCGUCGAGGGAGUCGAGGCACAGACUGAAAUGGUCUGGAAGCAGGCGGCGCGCUACGACGUCAAGAGUCUAUUGCUCUUCGUCAACAAGCUCGACCGCACCGGCGCAUCCCUCUCACGCUCCGUUCGCAGCAUCCUCGCCAGCGGACUGCACGCCCAGCCCAUCGUCCUCCAGCUCCCGCUACCGCCCGCCAACGCCAACGGCGAUGAGGCGGGGAUCGGCGGUGUUCUUGACCUGCUCAGUAUGCAGAAGCUCACCUUCUCCGGCAAGGCCGGCGAGAUUGUGACGCGGACAGCAUUCGUCAAGGGCCAGAAGGAGAGUGAGGCGGCGCUGUGGGACGAGGCCGUCAAGGCACGCCACGCUCUCGUCGAGACGCUCGCAUCGCAUGACGACGAGCUGCUCGAGGAGCUCUUUUCGCAACCCUCUAGUUCCAACGAGGAGCCGCACGCCUCGAUCUCGGAGCAGUCCAUCAAGGCGGCCAUCCGGAGGCAGACGUUGCGCGGCAGUGUGCUGCCCGUGCUGUGCGGCUCGGCGGCCAAGAACAUCGGCGUGCAGCCGCUACUCGAUGCCGUGGCCGAGUUCCUGCCAAGUCCCAACGAUAAGCCAGCCGUUGUUGGCACCGUCGCAGCUCAGCAGGGCCGCUCCCGGCACGGCAAGGGCGCUGCCAAUGCCGGUGCAGCCAAGGCAGCUGCGCAGCCCGAUGGCCAGGCUGCCGAUGCCUCGACGAAGACUGACGAGGUGACGAUCCCGAUCGACGACAAGCGCACCACGCUGCUUGCCUUCAAGGUGGUCCACGACAAGCGGCGCGGGCCGACGACGUUUGUCCGCGUCUACUCGGGCACGCUGCAGCGCAGCACCUCGCUCUUCAACACCACGACGCAGUCGCGCGAGCGGCUAUCGCGCCUGCUCCUGCCGUUUGCCGACCAGUACAUCGAGACCAACACGCUGCGCGCGGGCCAGAUCGGCGUGCUGCUCGGUCUCAAGGACACGCGGACCGGCGAUACCCUCGUCGACUCCAAGGCGGCCGCAGAUGCCGGUCACGGUCACGGAGGGGGGCGUCACGGCGAUGCCUCGACAGCGACCGACGUCAAGUCGCUCCGCCUCAAGCGGGUCCACGUGCCGCCACCCGUGUUCAGCAUGAGCAUCGAGCCGCGCUCCAAGUCGGACGAGCCGGCGGUGCUCGAGGCACUGGCGAUGCUGGUGCGUACCGACCCCUCGCUGCGCCUCGACGACAGCGCCUCGUCCGGGACGAGCGCCGGCGCCGCUGCCGCCUCGGCGGGUACGGGCACAGGACAGACGGUGCUGAGCGGCAUGGGCGAGCUGCACCUCGAGAUCGCAAAGGACCGGCUGGAGAAUGAGUUCAACGUGCGGGCGAGCAUGGGCGGGGUGCGCGUCAGCUUCCGCGAGACGCUGGCGGACAGCGUCGACGAGCGCGGCCUCACCAUCGAGGACGUGCUGGACCGCGAAAUGGGCGGCAAAAAGGUCAAGGUCGGCUGCCGGCUGCACGUCCGGGCGCUGCGCGACGACGAGGAGGGCGAUCCGGCACUGGGCGGCAACCGGAUCGAGGUGAGGCUGGACCAGGGCGGCAGCGGCGACGAUGCCGCGGUCGCAGCUGCCAAGGACGCAGCCCGGAAGAAGGCCGCGCCUGGCGCCGAGGACGAACGGGACAUCGAGCAGUACGUCUCCGAGGAGGCCGAGGAGCGCCGGCGUGCUCGCGGCGGCAGCGCCAACGCCAACGCCAGGACAAACACCGCGACGGCCGAGAGGAGCGCGGACGACGCCUCGACGGGCCUGGCGGGGAUGGACCUGACCUCGCUGCUCAACUCUUUCCGCUCGGGUGCCAUGGCCGCCCUGUCUCGCGGGCCGCUGACGUCGAACCCGCUCACCAACCUGCACCUGACGAUCUCGCACCCGCAACUCUACGGUCCGGAGCUAUCGACGCCCUCGUCAAUCUCGUUGCUGGUCACAACGUUGCUCCGUCGCGUCCUGCACCCGCUUCCGCCCUCGCCCAGCGUGACGGCGGCAGAGGGAGGCGGCGGCGGUGCCGCUGCGGGUGCGAGGGGUCCGGGCGGCGGCGGCAGCGGCAGCGGUAAUGCGGCAUUGACGACGCUGAUGGAGCCAGUGAUGCUGGUCCGCCUGUCGAUUUCGGCGCAGGAUCUAGGCAAGGUCGUUUCGGACCUGACAAACGAGCAGGACGGGACGGUGCUCGACGUCGAGCACUCGACCGACGAUGCGUCGGCCUCUGGCUCUGCAGGCACACCGGGCGGCGACGAGGGGGUCUAUAUCCCCUCGGAGUCGCUCGAGGUUGGAUCCCUCAACGACCUCGCCUCCUCGAGCGGGGGCGGUGCGGGAGGAAAGGGCCAGCAGACGGUGGUGCACGCCAGCGUGCCGCUGGCGCGCCUGGUGCGGUACAGCAGCCGGCUGCGCGCCCUGACGGGCGGGAGCGGCAGCUUUGACAUGCAGCUCAGCGGGUUCAUGAAGGUUUCCAAGGCGAGGCAGGCCGAGAUCCUCGAGGAGCUGGGACGGUGA
Molecule: messenger RNA, 3198 nt
Organism: Pseudozyma flocculosa PF-1
Lineage: Eukaryota; Fungi; Basidiomycota; Ustilaginomycetes; Ustilaginales; Ustilaginaceae
Exons: 1
Coding region: 1-3198 (1065 amino acids)
Biological process (GO): ribosome disassembly; mitochondrial translation
Cellular component (GO): mitochondrion
Molecular function (GO): GTP binding; GTPase activity
Source: RefSeq, a predicted model, not a curated record